Messenger RNA from Rana temporaria (common frog), 1822 nucleotides. RefSeq names its product myosin-9-like. The coding region runs from base 59 to 1420 and encodes 453 amino acids. NCBI's taxonomy places the organism in Eukaryota, Metazoa, Chordata, Amphibia, Anura, Ranidae. The transcript is spliced from 11 exons. The record is from RefSeq and is a predicted model, not a curated record.
GCUCUGUGUACAGUUGUCAUGGUGACAGCAGAAGCUACUGCGGGUGCUGGGAGGCGGAAUGUCGGACAUACUAAGAAAAUCCCUGACAUCUAAAGAUAUGACGUCUACGAUGGAUAAGACAGUUGCCAGAAAUACAGAAACAUUUUUAUUGAUUGAAAAUGAAUACAUAAAGAAUCUCCAGAAACAAGUUUAUCUCCUAGAACUGGAAACAUCUUUCUUAAGGAAACAGGCAAGAAAAGUGACGCAUAACCAACCAAGGCUGACUGCAGAAGCUGAACGGACGGUGGCAGAGUUAAAGGAGUUGCAAUCUCAGAUAAGCAGCAUGCAGCUGGAACUGGCUAUGAAGGAAAACUCUAUCAGUGGUGUGAGAGGAGAGCUGGAGGCACAGCGCAGACACCUGCAGAAUGUCUCAGAUAACAACAUGAGAGAGAAGACAGUUCUAGUGGAAGAUACAACACAAGUGAAGAAACUGACAGAUGUUUCCACACAAGAUUUCACAUAUAAAGAAGAGCAACACAAGAGCAUUCUUCAUGAGCUGCACAACACCAUUCGGAGUGUGAAGGAGAAAGAGAGGGAACUCCGCCUCCUGCAAACACAACUUCAGGAACAGACAAAGCAACAUGAAACUGUGGAGGCACAACUGACAGAGAAGAGGUCGGAAUGUCUAUCGGUACAAUCUACCAUACUUCAGCUUGAGGAGCAGUAUGUAGCUACAGCUCAGUCUGUGCAGGAGCGUAUUGUUUUCCAGCUGCGCAAAGAAGCAGAAAAAUUACGAACUCAGCUGAAAGAAAAGCAACUGGCAGCUGAUGAAGAUAAAUAUUUGAGGAACAAAUUGGCAGAAGACUGUGGACGUCUUACCAAAGAAAAUGCCCACUUUCUAGCUCGAAUAUCGGAAACCACUAAACAACUUGAAGAGGAACGCCAACUCAGGGAAAAUGAAAGUUUGAACCUUACAAAAAGAAUCUCUGAGCUGGUAUCAGGGAAAGAGAAUGAGAGACAAUUGGAGCUAAAACUAUCACACUGGAGAAGGCUGGUGCAUGAUGAGAAGGAGAAAGUUGCUGCAGCACAGGAACAGGUGCUGCAGCUAGAACAAGGCAGGAAGUCUGUGGAGAUGGCUGGAAGUUCACUGCACAAGAAACUGACAGAUUUACAGAGUAAACACCCCGGGCUUCAGCAGGAAAACUCCCUCUUGCGUGUAGAGAAGAACCAUUUGGUGGAGCACAUCUCCCAGUUACAUAAACAGAUCGCAGAGAAAAACGAUGAAAUCCGCCGCAUGCAGGGUCAUGUGGACAGCUUGUGCUCCGAUUUCAAUAGCCUGAAGCUCCACAGAGAUCUGGAUGAAUCUUCUGGGAAACAAGCCUGGCAGGAGCUCUCUAGUAUCCUAUAUGGUGUUGCAGCUAGAGAUGUGCAAACCUCCUAAAAAUCCAUUCUGUCUGUAAGAUCAACUCUUGUGAUCUGUUUCUCUGGGUUUGCACCUUGAUUUUAUUUUUAUUUUUUAAUUAUCAUGCUUUAAAACACUAUGAGACUGAUGUACCUGACAUAUAUAUGAUUAUAUACCUACAGAAAGAUGAGAGUUCCCAUCCUUUGUUAUUCUGAUACCAGCUCAUGUGGCUUUUUUACAGCACUGGUGACAAUAAAGAGCUGGUGCAGGAUUGUGGGAUGGAUUGUGUGUGCCCCACCGAGCUUGAACCCUGGAUCAUGAUUUCAGUAAAGAACUCACUACUGAGGAGGGGGAGACAGAAGGGUCUUACUUUGAUUUAAUAAUUCUAUGAAUGAAGUGCAAAUUUUUUUUUUUUUAGAUUUUUGUAUUUAACCUCCUGAG